This is a messenger RNA of Aspergillus uvarum CBS 121591, 755 nucleotides long. RefSeq lists its product as uncharacterized. The coding region runs from base 107 to 394 and encodes 95 amino acids. The record is from RefSeq and is a predicted model, not a curated record. The transcript is spliced from 2 exons. Lineage: Eukaryota; Fungi; Ascomycota; Eurotiomycetes; Eurotiales; Aspergillaceae.
CUGUUCUCGUCUUUCCUCACCAGCAUUCCUCAAAUUCCAUCAGCUCAAAGCAACUCACCUCUUACAACCUAGCUCUCACUCUCCACCGACAUCACAAACAGUCACAAUGGUCCAGCUCAUCACCUUCGGCCUCCUCCUCCUUGGCGCCCUCGCCUCCACCACCCAGGCAUGCACCUACUGCCAAUGCGAAUUCGCCAACAGCGAGCACUGCUGCGUGUACUCGGACGCGAGCGCCGGGGAGUUGGACUGCGCGGCCAUCUGCGCCAACGCUCAUCGCGCGGAUGGGGUCAGCAACGCGGAUGGCACGGCUGGCACGGCCUGCAAUGCUGGGGGCAAGUACGAGUGUAUCAGUGCGUUCACGGCGCUGGAUCGGACGCCUUGUUAUACCGAAUAAAGCCUUGGCUUUAAGGGGUUGUGGGAGGUGGUCUUCAAUUGGGUUGUGAUGUCGUCUUGGGGGUCGGUAUAAUACAAGCGGGAGCAUCAAUCCGAACUUAGACUCAUUUUUGUUCGUGGUAAGCAGGUAUCGGGAGCGUCAUUGUGCGCUCGGUGAACGCUGCUUUGAGAAUAAAAUGGGUUAUAAUCCAGCCUAUUCUGUGGAGCGGCCUCAGAAGCAGAGAAUCGAUUAUUCUUCGUGAUCAGGACAGCUCAUGGGCCUUAAAAUCCCUCAGAUUGGGUAGAUAGCCGUCCAGUGGAUUAAGUACACCAAAGCGUAUCUAGACUGGCGCUUAAAGAAAAUUGCAUAUGGAGGUGGUGGG